AUAGGAGCAAAUAAUGUCAGUGGCAGUGACAGGGGUCGAGUGCAGUUACCUCUUCAUUCUUCUUCAAAAAUCCAAAAAAUGAAAUAAAGCGGGAACUGAAUUUCUCUCUCGAACUAUUGAAAUCCUCCAUUAACAAGUUACUCAAAUCUGCUUUUGGUUCUUCUUCUCUGCAACAGCAGCAGCAGCCAUGGCGAGAACCAAACACCUCGCAAAACGAAGUCGCACCAAACCUUCUGUUGCAGCUGGACCUUCAGCGACUCCAUCGACGCCUACAAGAAAAAGUCCACGGUCUGCGCCGGCAACUUCAGUGCAGAAGCCAAAGCAGAAGAAGCGUUACAGGCCAGGGACAGUGGCACUUCGAGAAAUCAGACACUUCCAGAAGACGUGGAAUCUUGUUAUUCCAGCUGCUCCUUUCAUCAGACUUGUUAGAGAAAUUAGUCACUUUUUUGCACCUGGGGUAACUCGUUGGCAAGCUGAGGCGUUAAUAGCUAUUCAAGAGGCUGCUGAAGAUUUUUUAGUUCAUUUGUUUGAAGAUGCAAUGUUAUGUGCUAUUCAUGCGAAGCGUGUUACACUUAUGAAAAAAGAUUUUGAGCUGGCUCGACGACUUGGAGGAAAAGGACAACCUUGGUGAAGCAUUACCAUCUUACCCAAGUAGAUAAUGGUACAGCUUCAGUUGAAAGAAUCAGCCUCUGAUGGAGUUUAUUAAGUUCGAUUAUCAGUACUUGUAGAUUGUUCUUAUCUGACCAUUACCUCUUGUUGUAAUUGAAUGGGCUAAUUAUGGUACAGUAUCUUCAAAAAGUUCCCAAUACUGUAGUAGCAAUUCUUACAGCCAUAGUUUGAUUUAAUUGGUCGAUGCUAUUUCCAUGUGA
Messenger RNA from Solanum tuberosum (potato), 869 nucleotides. RefSeq names its product histone H3-like centromeric protein HTR12. Gene Ontology annotation, molecular function: DNA binding; protein heterodimerization activity; structural constituent of chromatin. Bases 188 to 631 code for a protein of 147 amino acids. Gene Ontology annotation, cellular component: nucleosome. The transcript is spliced from 7 exons. The record is from RefSeq and is a predicted model, not a curated record. NCBI's taxonomy places the organism in Eukaryota, Viridiplantae, Streptophyta, Magnoliopsida, Solanales, Solanaceae.